CUCAAAGGAUAUAAUAUAUACAAAUAUAUCAUCUCUACUUUCACCUUGCCAUAAUUAGCAAGCGAGAAGCAAGUCAAUUAUUAUGGCUUCUAAAUCGAUAUUUGUUUUGGUAAUCUUUUCUCUCAUAUCACUUUUUCUGGGUACUUCCAAUGCUUGGCUUAUGCAGCCAGACUUUUAUGCCUCUAGUUGCCCUAAUGUUGAACAAAUUGUGUACAAUACUAUGAAGCAAGCCGUUAGUAAGGAACCACGUAUGGGUGCUUCUAUUCUUCGCUUGUUCUUCCAUGACUGCUUUGUCAACGGUUGUGAUGCCUCUGUACUCCUAGAUGAUACACCAACAUUUACAGGGGAGAAAACUGCUAAAGCAAAUGCAAACAAUUCAAUAAGGGGUUUUGAAGUGAUUGAUGCAAUCAAGUGUAAUCUUGAAGCUGCUUGCCCCCAAACUGUAUCAUGUGCAGACAUUCUAGCUCUUGCGUCACGAGAUGGAGUUAGAUUGUUAGGAGGCCCCACAUGGAAAGUACCACUAGGUAGAAGAGAUGCAAGAACAGCAAGCCUAAGCUUGGCAAACAAAAACCUUCCACCCCCAUCUUCAAGCCUUGCUAACCUCACUUCACUCUUUGCAAGACAAAAUUUAAACAUCAAUGAAAUGACCGCCCUCUCCGGCGGCCACACCAUCGGCCUCGCUCGUUGCAUCAACUUCCGACCACAUAUCUACAACGACACCGACAUCGAUCCCAGCUUUGCAGCCACACGCCAAGCCAACUGCCCUAAACAAGCUGGAAAUGGAGACUUCAACUUAGCCCCUCUUGAUCUUCAAACUCCAACCAAAUUCGACAACGAUUAUUUUCAAAACCUUGUUAAGAAACGCGGUCUAUUACAUUCGGAUCAAGAGCUUUACAAUGGUGGCUCUCAAGAUUCCUUGGUGAAGAAGUAUAGUACUAAUCAAGCUGUUUUCUUUCAAGAUUUUGUCGCCGCGAUGAUCAAGAUGGGGAACAUUAAGCUUCUUACUGGUACUAAAGGAGAGAUUAGAAAGAACUGUCGUGUUAUCAAUUAGAUUAUUGUUAGUAACAUCAUCAUCAGUUUAUUUCAUAAUUAUGGUUUUAAUUAAACUUGUGCGUCUAUAUAUGAUCUGUAUUAAUUGUUGUUAGUGUUGUUACGUGGAAGUUGGAAUUAUAUCCGAGUAGUGAUUGAUGGGUGUGAAAGUUGAAAAGAACAGGUGUAAUUAAAUACUCCAUUUCUUAUUAUAAAAUAAACUUGCAUGCAAAUGAAGUCGUAUAA
Molecule: messenger RNA, 1275 nt
Organism: Chenopodium quinoa (quinoa)
Lineage: Eukaryota; Viridiplantae; Streptophyta; Magnoliopsida; Caryophyllales; Amaranthaceae
Product: peroxidase 4-like
Exons: 3
Coding region: 83-1051 (322 amino acids)
Biological process (GO): hydrogen peroxide catabolic process; response to oxidative stress
Molecular function (GO): peroxidase activity; heme binding
Source: RefSeq, a predicted model, not a curated record